Linum trigynum is the source of this 3507-nucleotide messenger RNA. The record is from the annotation of a GenBank genome assembly. Lineage: Eukaryota; Viridiplantae; Streptophyta; Magnoliopsida; Malpighiales; Linaceae.
UCCGGAUGAUGUUUCUGUGAACAUAAACAUACAUCACAGAAGACGAUGCCGCUCCGCCAGCUCUGCGGCGUUGCUCCUCCUCACCAUCACCCCGUGACGACCACGUCUGCUCAAUAUCUCCGAACUCCGCUCCAAUUUCAAAACCCCAACAAAUCAACCAAACCCAGAUCCGCCCUACCGGCAGCAUCAGCAAUCCCUAGAAUCGGCUCCUCCUCCUCUACCGCUGCGCAAUCACGAUGGGCGGCCAAGCAGCACCUCCUCGGGCUCAUCUCCGACCAAGACCGAGGUUUGAAGACCCAGCGCGACCCCGCUAAGCUCAAUUCCAUCGUCGAGGCCAUCAAUUGCAUAGCGGAGUUAGGGAGGGAUACCGUCACGACGGGGGAUUCCCUUUCGGCUGCGUGGCGGCUGCUGUGGACGACGGAGAAAGAGCAGCUGUUCAUCAUCGAGAAGGCCCCGCUGUUGGGGACCAAAGCAGGGGAUGUUCUGCAGGUGAUCGAUGUGGAGAAAGGGAGCCUCAAUAAUGUCAUUACUUUCCCGCCCGACGGCGUUUUCUUCGUCCGCUCCACCAUCGAAAUAGCUUCCACUCAAAGGGUCAAUUUCAGAUUUACGAGUGCGGUGUUGCGAGGGAAGAAUUGGGAGAUUCCAUUGCCGCCAUUCGGGCAGGGUUGGUUCGAGACGGUGUACCUGGACGAGGAGAUACGAGUGGCGAAAGAUAUUAGGGGCGACUAUUUAGUUGUUGAUCGAGCUCCCUAUACUUGGAAAGAAUGACAAUUUGACAACUUCAAGGUAUAUUUAUGUGUACCAAGUCGUUUAUGCGUCACCCUGUAUAUGAGUUCUUUUUGUAUCGUUUGUUAACGUGAAGCUCACACUUGUAACGCGUAAGUUGCAACCUUGGAUACCCUAAGAUAUGAUCAUCACUUUCGAAACCCACGUUCAUUCUCUCCGUAUGACUGAAAUUGGGUUAGGCUUUUUAGGGUUCUGAAUAAGAUAGACUGAAAAUGAAAGAGAAUGAAAAUGAAGAAGACCGAUAAGUAGUGAUGUUCUUUCGCCCUCCGUUAAUCCCUUGUAAUUCACUCUCUACGUAUUCACCAACUGGGCCGAGAGAAAUGAAUCACUGAGGCAUGUGAAGGUGAUUUUGAGAAAAUAGAAUUGGGCUACCGAAAUAACAAAUAUUGCUCAGGCCCACUCUUUUGAAUUCCUGCGAAUUGUGUAGAGGGGAAGAAAAAUUGGGUUAAUUGCAUUGUUGGUCACUGAGAUUUAGGGUUGUUAAGGGUUGUUAAUGAGCCGAGCUGAACUUUGUUAUAGCUCGGCCUCUUCUUGUUAAUAUAUUUCUAGGCUCAAGUUCGGCUCGAGUUCGUCACGAGCUUUAAUAUGCAAUAUCGAGCUCAACUCGUUUACGAAAAUGAAAGCUCGAGCUUGACUCGAGUUCGGCUCGCCAAAUAAGAUUAACGAGCCCAAAAUCGAGUUCAACACAUAAAUGUUCAUUAUAGUUCAAGAUUGAGCUAGAACUAAGCGCAAAAUUACAUUCAAACCUACAUCAAAGUCUAGCAAAAUAAAACACAAUAUUUAUCUCAAUUUCAAUACAUAAAACCCAUGAAUUCCAGUCCUUUCUAAUGCCAAACUGUUAAAUGAGCUUGUUCGCGAGCUCUCGAGUUGAACAUGGUAUGGCUCAAGUUCGGCUCGUUUAGUUAACGAGCUUGUUCGCGAGCCGACUCGAUUAAGACGAAUCGAGUCUCGAACGAGUUUUUCUCGAGUCGGACGCCGAAUCAUUCAUGAGCGGCUUGGUUCAUUAACAGCCCUACUGAGAUUACAAAAAAUGUUCAUGUUUGGUCACUCGAAAUAUUUAAAUUCAUUUGUGGUACUUCAGUUUACUGAAACCGUUCACUUUUGGUCACUCUCCGUUAGUCGUCGUCCAUCUCCGUUAACAAAGUCAGUUAAGUGAUGACGUGACAGACAGAAGCGUCUAAUCAGCCCUAUUUAACCCAAAAAUAAUGCGAACCGACCCGACUCUUAAACUAAACUACCCACACAAAAAUUCGGCGGAGCAAUCCGCUAGGGGAUCGUUUGGAUUAAGAAUUUAGUUAAGUAGAGAUUUGGCCCACAAUCACUCAAUUAAAAUACCUAGUAUUUUAAACCCAGGUUUUGUGUUAAAUAUGUUGUUUGUUUAUGAAUGGGGAUUUAAUAGUUAGGGAAUUUAAUUCUGAAAGCAAUUGUGAAAAUUACAUUCAUACCCUUCACUAUAUGAGCUGCCACAAAAUGGGUGUUCUUUUAUUAUCCACGUUUUGAAGGGCAAUUAACAAGAACACACAUAAUCCUGCAUAAGACUUGAUCCUAUCAUUACAAACGCCGCUGCAGGAGCAACUGCGUUUGAGGAUCGUUGUAAUGCGCCACUGGUUUCCCCUCCAAAUCCACUACGAAAACCCCAUUGUUCUUCUCCGAGUGCAGUGGCCUCAGGUGCUUUGUGAGGAUUGACAUAGUCUUCUGGAGAAUGGGUUGUUUGAAUGUAUAGUCCAGCAGGGCAUUUGCUCCCUGUCAUCAUCAAACAGUUGCAGUUCGUCACUGAAACCCAAAAAACAACCAAGAACAUAGAGAAACUAGAGAAUCAAAAACAGAGUGUUAGAGUUGCAGAAGGUUUUGGUUGGCAAGCAAGUGAGAAACUAGGGAAUCAACCAAGAACAUCUGAUUGGGUAUUACUGAUCCUGGAAUUGAUGGAAAUGGUGUACAAUAUAUAUCCACAAUGCUAAACAAAACAAAACUGUUUCUGACAAAAAGAGAAAGGCACAAGAGAAAUCAAAGCUCAACUUAUCUCUAAUAACCCACCCACUCUUUCCUGGUUUUUACUUUCACCAUUAACCAACACAACACAGAUAGCGUCGAGCAAAGCUCAGAUUUUGCUUUCCCACUCUACUGGUCGAAUCUGUGUGUUAAACUUGGAUUUCAGGGAGACCAGAUUGAAGAACUUCUAUAAAUACAUAAGCAAUCAACACAUUGAGCUCGAAAGGAAGUACCCAUAUGCGGCAACGUUACCCACUAAUCUCGAACUUCUAUAGAUUAUCCUGCUCAAGACCAUUUACUACCAUGACAGGAGCUCGAAAGGAAGGCCUUUCUAACUAAAAAAGUACGCAUUUGAAGGUGCUCGUGAAUUUGAAGGGAUCCGACGGAAAAAAAGAGAACAAGAUCUUGAACAACGAUACCCACUAAUUAAUCAUCAUCAAGGACGAACCAUAACCCCUAACCCCUCGAAUCGAGACAACCCAAUCAGUCACCAUAGGAACCUUAGAAAUCGCAACCAAAUUCUAGAAUGAGGAGAAGGAAACGAACCUGAAAUCUUGUCGCAGCAGGCGUCCCUAUAGAAUAAGCGUGCUCACCCUCACUUUCGUCGCCGCCAAGAACCGUCGGGCAUCCUCCGCUGGCCGUAGAUUCGUCGACAAUUCCUUUCUUCUACCUCGACGGUAGGUUAGGGGGAGAGUUGUUCGUGAAUGAUGGGAAUAAUGAGAGGUGUCUGCG